Messenger RNA from Pygocentrus nattereri (red-bellied piranha), 5771 nucleotides. It is a transcript of the gene c4, whose product is annotated as complement component 4. The coding region runs from base 152 to 5230 and encodes 1692 amino acids. NCBI's taxonomy places the organism in Eukaryota, Metazoa, Chordata, Actinopteri, Characiformes, Serrasalmidae. Gene Ontology annotation, biological process: complement activation. The record is from RefSeq and is a predicted model, not a curated record. The transcript is spliced from 41 exons. Gene Ontology annotation, cellular component: extracellular region. Gene Ontology annotation, molecular function: endopeptidase inhibitor activity; protein binding.
UUUUAGAAAGUUCAAGAACUUGAUUGCUAUAAGCCCACUUUGCUGGAGCUGUGGAGAGGCUUUCUUUAAGACUCUUCCUUCUGUAAUGAUGGACCUGCUCUAAAAAACUCAGUCGAUAUAACGUGACCUGGCUGUGCAGCAUAACGACAACAUGAUCGUUCUCCUGCUUUUCGGGGCUUUUAUGUGCCUAGCAGUGGAUGCAAAGAAACCAACGUGUCUCAUUACUGCACCUAACAUUAUCCAUCUGGGGGAGGAGGAAACAAUCAGUGUGCAACUGCAUGGAGCCACUAAAGCCAUCAGUGUAACCCUGUCCAUCAAACAUCCAAUAGGCGGGCAGGUGUUAUCGGAGAGAAGAACCGUGACCUUAAGUGGUGUUAACCAAUACCAAGCUGUGGUGAUCCUUAAGGUUGACCCAGUUCUGUACAGACGAUUUGAUGUCACAAGGAACUCCGGGUAUAUUCAACUUGUUGCAGAGAGUGAAGUGCUUGACAAAGGAAAAGAGAUGGCAAACAUCCUUGUGUCAGCCAGAAGAGGAUACCUUUUCAUCCAAACAGACAAACCCAUCUAUAAUCCAGGAGAGCUUGUGAACUACAGAAUCUUCACUCUAGACAACUACAUGCUUCCUGUAAAAGAAGUAGUCUAUGUUCAGAUAUUUAAUUGCAAAGGCCUGGUGGUUUACAGUCACAUCAUGCAGUCUGAACAAAUCCUGGAAAGGUCUAUCAGUAUUCCAGAUGUGGAGCUGGCUGGCCACUGGAAAAUCACUGCUUCAUUUUCUAACUUUCUAACGCCUGAAACUUCAGUGGAAAUCGAGGUCCGAGAGUAUGUUCUGCCUUUGUUUGAGGUCAAUAUACAGGCAUCAAAACCUUACCUCAUGCUGAACAGUGAGAUUUUUCCAUUCAGCGUCUCUGCCAGAUACACAUAUGGAAAGGGAGUGAAUGGCAUAGCAUAUGUGCGGUUCGGACUAACUGACAGUAAAGGAGAGAGGACAUAUCUAACCGGGAUUGAAAAACAGACUGCAGUUGAGGAUGGCCGUGCAGACCUUUCAGUCCUCAGUGCAGAAUUAACGAGCGCUGCUGCUAAUCAGAGCAAGCCGAAUAUAGAGGGCAUGUACCUUUAUAUCGCUGCAACAGUUCUGGAAAAAGCAAGUGGAGAGCUGGAGGAAGCAGAAAGCUCAUCAGUGAAGAUCGUGACUUCUCCAUAUAUUGUGGAUUUAUCAAAGACAAAACCAUAUUUCACUCCUGGUGGCAUCUUCUCCAUCCUGGGCACCACAACCUACCCAGACGGCUCCAGAGUGGCACGUUUAAAGGUCAAGGCAACCAUCACCAUAACUCCAGCUGAAGUUCUGAUCGAGGAAAGCAGGAGCGACAACAUGGGGGCUAUAGUCAUUAGCUUUCCAGUGCCGAAGCUGGCUAGAACUAUGUCUAUAAAGAUGUCUGUGGAGGGACAUGAAGGGGAAGUCAUCACUAAUGCAGCUAGCAUGACAUCCACUGCCAUCCAGCCUGAGGGGAACAGUUACCUGAGUCUGGAGGUAGAGCAUCAGGUCCUAGAGCCCGGCCAAAGCCUGCAGGUCACAUUCAGAGACAUUGCACCUCCUGGAACAGCAAGGCCCUCACACAUCUACUACAUGGUUGUGAGUAAAGGGAAAGUGCUGAAGGUUGGCAGCGUCCAGAGAACAGAUCUGACCUCCACAAGCCUGGCCUUCUCUGCAGAUAUGGUGCCCUCAUUCCACUUGCUGGCCUACUAUUACAUAGAACCUGAAGGCACCAGAAUAGUGGCUGACUCGGUGUGGGUGGAUGUGAAAGACGUGUGCAAAGGGAAGAUAGAAAUAGCUCCUCUAAGUGAGCUGAAGCCUGCGCAGACUUUUGACGUGUUGGUCAGUACAGAAUUAGACAGCAAGGUGGCCCUGUCUGCAGUGGAUUCAGCUGUGUACAUCCUCAAUAAAAGGAACAAACUGAGCCCUCAAAAGAUGUUUGAGUACAUGAACUCCUACGAUCUGGCCUGCUCUGUAGGCGGUGGAGAAGACUCCUCAUCUGUUCUGCAAAGGAUUGGACUCACAUUCAUCUGCAACUGUGCAGCUGAAACGCCAAUCGUAACAAAGCAUAAAUGUUACAAUGAACGUCAUCGACACAAGAGGGAUGUGGAAUUCAACAAACUCAUCAACAGCUUCAAGCAUGCAGAAAGAAAGUGUUGUGAUGACGGAAGGAAGCUGGGCCUGAUGCUAAGGUCAUGUGAGCAAAGAAUGAAACGCACAACCCACCAAUCAGAGAGCUGCCGCCAAGCUUUCAAAAAGUGCUGUGAGGCUGCUACAGCAUUGAGAAAGAAGGAGAGAUUGAAAAGCAGGACACGCAACUUGGGACGAGUAUCCAGCAGCAUUGAGGAGGAUGAUUUGAUUGAUGAGGCUGCUAUCUACCUCCGCAGUUACUUUCCUCAGUCGUGGAUGUGGGUGCUCUUAACGCCAGACGCCUUUGGGAACAUCAGACAUUCUGCAAUUGCUCCAGACUCCAUAACGACAUGGGAGGUCCAAGCUGUGGGUAUUUCUCAAACAAAAGGAUUUUGCAUAGCAGAUCCAAAGCCUUUGAGAGUCUUCCAAGACUUUUUUUUGUCUGUUAAACUGCCCUACUCAGUGAAGAGGAAUGAGCAGCUAGAGGUGAAAGCUGUUGUGUACAACUACAAGCACGAGAGUUUAGAGGUGAAGGUGAAGAUGCAGAAGGUCGAGGGUCUGUGUAGUGCAGGUGAAGGGGACGUGGUGCAGGAGGUCACAGUGCCGGGACAGUCUGCAGUGGCUGUUUAUUUCACCGUGGUGCCUUUAAUCAUCGGGAAAAUCUCCAUCAAUGUGCUGGCUUAUGCCUCCCCCAGCGCGCAGGACCGGAUACAGAAAGAGCUCAGAGUGCUGGGCGAAGGUGAACUGGUUUCUAUCCAAACACAGCACAGCAUUGAUUCAAGGAGUGACAAGAAACUGGAAUUUGACAUCCCAGCCCCUGAAGAUGAGGUUCCGGGACAGGAUUCUACCACCUCAAUGAGCCUUAAAGGUGGAGUGAUGGGGGAGUCGGUAGAUAAUUGCCUGAACCUGGAGGGAGUGGACAACCUCAUCCAGCUGCCCACAGGCUGUGCAGAGCAGACAAUGGUGAAGAUGUCUCCUGCUAUUCAUGCCAUUAAGUAUCUGGAUGCCACCCACCAGUGGCUGUUCCUGAAAGCUGAACGCAGGGAGGAGGCUCAAGCCAUGAUCCAAGCUGGAUAUAACCGAGUGCUCACCUACAAGAAAGACGACGGAUCCUAUGGGGCCUUCCUGAAAAGACCCAGCAGCAACUGGUUAACUGCCUUUAUUGCAAAGGAACUGACACAGUCAAGGGAAAUAAUUGAAGUAAGAGAACUGUACAUUCAGGAAGCCAUGACCUAUCUGAUAUCCAGACAGAAAGGCAGUGGAGCAUGGGAUGACCCAAAUCCACUCUAUGACAAUGGAAUGAAGGGUGGAGUUGGACAGGCUGAAGAUGAUGCACCCUUGACUGCAUUCAUCCUCCUAUCAAUGAAACAUGCUAUGCAAGUGUAUGACUUGGGAACAGACACAGAGCUGAGAGUAGCUAUGGAAAAGGCUAAGUCCUAUCUGGUGCAGAAUUUGCCUAGACUGCAGAAUCCUUAUGCUUUGGCCAUUACAGCGUACGCCCUGUCUCUAAUUGAUCCUGAGAGCUCAGAAGCCCGGCUAGCUCACAGGAACCUGAUGGAGAUGGCCACGUGUGAUAUCAAACGGUGUUUCUGGAAUGUGAGAGGGACAGUGGACGGUGUGGACAGUAAAGCAGAUGCUAUCUCUAUAGAGGCCACAGGCUAUGCUCUGCUGCAUGCUCUGAUUAUGCAGGACAAGGCCAAAGCUCUACGUAUAGCUACCUGGCUGACUGAACAGCGCAAGUACGGAGGUGGAUUCCGGUCCACACAGGAUACGGUUGUAGCCCUUGAGGCUCUGUCCAAAUUCAGCAUACAGAACAAUGAUGUGGAAGAUUUGGAUCUGACCGUAGAAAUGUGUCUGAAUGAUAAGCAAAAAGAGGACAUGCGUUUAACCAAGCAUAAUGCGCUGACCCUAACAGCCAUUCAGGUCAAAGACACAGGCAAAGUGUCGCUUAAUGUGAGGGGACGAGGAAAGGGGACGUUGACAAUUGUGCAAACAUAUAGGUCUCUCAAAAAGGACGAGUCAUACUGUGACCAUUUUCACCUCAGUGUUGCAGUGGAUGGAGAGCUUGUGCUCAAAAGCCCUGACGAGGAUGAAGAGCAGCUGGAUGAUUAUUACAACUAUGACACUGAUGAAGGGUUAGAGAGGAGAGAGGAACCCAUGAGCCGAGAGGACUGGUUUGACCUCCGCACUCGCAGAAAGAGACACGCCCCAGAGCAGCUCAAGAAAGAGAGCACGCUGGUUUACACGGUCUGUGCGGGGCUGAAAACUGGGAAUUCCAGCAGCAUGGUUGUAGUGGACAUCUCACUCCUGAGUGGACUCAAACCAAACAUCCAAGACUUGGAAGAUAAUGUAAAGGGCACUGAGAGGUACAUCGAUCAUUAUGAUUUCCACCACAACAAAGUAUUUCUAUACUUUAAUAAGCUCACUGAAGAGACGGACUGUGUCCGGUUCCGUGUAGAGCAGAUCAUUCCUAUCGGACUCGUUCAGCCAGCCGCUGCAGUUCUUUAUGACUAUUACAGUCCAGACAGGAGGUGCAGCAUAUUCUACACUGCGCCCAAGAGCAGCCCCAUGCUGUCCAAACUGUGUGAGGCAGACGUGUGUACAUGUGCUGAGGGUGGCUGUCCACGCAUGAAAGUCACAUUCAGCAAGAAUAUGGAAGAAGACACCCGCAGCCGUUACGCCUGCUUUUCUUCCAUCGUUGAUUAUGUUUACACUGUCAAGAUCCUGAACUACAGCGAUGACGGCGUGUUCAUAACUUAUUCUACGGAAAUCACCAACGUCCUUCAGACAGGUAAGGAUGCUGCAAUCCAGAGAGGUGCCUAUCGAGAGAUGAUCCAGCGCGCGGCCUGUGUUGAAGUGGACAUGAAGAAUGAUGCAGAAUAUCUGAUCAUGGGGACAGACGACAGCAUCUCCAUGUUGAGGGAAAAAUUUAAGUACAUCUUGAACAAUAAGAUGUGGAUUGAAGAGGUGCCACCGGAAAAGAAAUGCAAGGCAUCCAGAAACAGGCAUGCAUGUCAACUUCUGAAGAACUUCAUCGACCAACAUCUUGUACACAAGUGCCAGUAUUAGUAUUAGUCACACAGAAGGAGAGGACGGGUUUGGAGAAAGCAUCUGGAGGACUACGCGUAGCAGAGUAAAUCGUGUGCUUUUAUUUUCAGUGCAUAUGACAAAGAAAGAAAAGCAAUUUGUGGAACAGCACAGUUUAAAGUUCAGCAGAAGCAUGUCGUAGCGUUGACCUUCUAAUGAAGAGUCCAUGUUUGGCAAUGCUUAAGUAUGACCUCUGUUAUGUAAAAGGUACUAUACCUUCUGGAAUGCGCACUUAUUAUGAAACAUUAGUCCUGUAGGAUGUAGCAUUACCUAACAAAGAUUAUGCCUUUCAGACAGUGAUGUCUGGAUCAGUGAUCAAUGUGAGAUUAACCACCGAGUCCCUGCCUUGCUUUGCCUGACGCAUUUAAAGUUCAUAUUAUGAGACGACUGGUCUUAAAAAGUGAACCUGAAACUGUUGGAACUCAAACUGAAUACUGAUUUUACUGAAAUGUCUGCCUUUAUAUGCCAAAUAUGUAGCCUGAGUAAAGAGGAUGUUAUGUCAAAUAAAGAUCACUAAAGAAUG